GCCUGUCCUGGAACUAGCUCUUGUAGACCAGGCUGGUCUCGAACUCAGAGAUCCGCCUGCCACUGCCUCCCAAGUGCUGGGAUUAAAGGCGUGCGCCACCACCGCCUGGCUUGAGAUUUUUUUUAAAGCAAAACUUUUUUUAAAAAUAUUUAUUAUGUAUAUAGUAUUCUGGGAUGUAUGCUUACGUGCCAGAACAGGGCACCAGAUCUCAUUACAGAUGGUUGUGAGCUACCAUGUGGUUGCUGGGAAUUGAACCCUAGGCCUCUGGAAGAGCAGCCAGUGAUCUUAACCUCCCAGCCAUCUCCCCAGCCCCCAAACAAGCAAAAUUAAAAAAAAAAAAAAAAAAGCCGAGCCAGGUGUCGCCUUUAAUCCCAGCACUUGGGAGGUAGAGGCAGAGGCAGGCGGAUCUCUGUGAGACCAGGCCAUGCUGGUCUACAAGAGCUAGUUCCAGGACAGGCUCCAAAGGUACAGAGAAACCCGUCUCAGAAAAAAAAGAAAAAAAACUGUGGGCCUCCAGUCUUUUCUCUUAUGAUGCUGUAAGCAAAAUGUGUUGAGUUUUUUGUUUGUUUGUUUGUUGUUUUUUUUUUCUUUUGGCUGACCUCUAAUUCACAGAGAUCUGCCUGUCUCUGCCUCCUGAGUGUUGGGAUCAAAGGCAUGCACCACUACUACCCGGCAGCAAAAGGUGUCUUAAUCACCAUUUCACAGACUGGGAAACUUGCCCACAGACACACAGCAGAAGGCUGGAGCAGACACCAGGGCUGGAGAGAGAACAGUGCCACAGUUAUGAGCCACUUUGUAAGGCUUGGAAUGUGGACUCUUGUAGUCCCACUUCAACCCCAAGCUGCUUGACCCAUUGGUGGGUCUCAUAAGGCCUCUUGUUCAAGGGUACCCAAGGCUAUCCGGACUCCCUGAGGCAUGGAACACUAGAAGGGGGGGUGGGGGGGCAGAGUCCAACUUUUCUGGUCUUGUAUCUUCCACUAAGACACCUUCAGGGCCCACCAGACUCUCAUGUCACCCAGGCUGGUUUUUCAACUCCAUAUGCAGCCAAGAUCUAAAUGUUUCUUUUAUUUUUACAGCACUUGGGGAGCAAAUCCAGGUGCCCAUGUAUGCUAGUGUACAGCCUCAGGACCACCUUUGACCACCAUCAACCAAACUAUGCAUGUCUGGGACUCUCCUGGCUCUCUGUCCCGGGCAUUGCCCCUUGCCUCCUCAGUCCUGAUGCUCCUGAUGAGCUGCCUGUGGUUUUUGGGGGCUGGCCCCAACCUCACAUUGGCUCCGGAGCUGCUGCUGGACCCGUGGCAGGUGCACCGGCUUCUGACCCAUGCUCUGGGCCACACCGCACUGCCGGGCCUGCUCCUGAGCCUGCUGCUCCUGCCCACUCUGGGCUGGUGGCAGGAGUGCCGUCUAGGCACUCUGCGCUUCCUGCACAACUCCGCCCUGCUUGCCCUGGCUGCUGGGCUGCUGGCUGUGCUGCUGGCAAGCCUCGGGGUGUCCAAUGCAGCCGGAGGCUGUGGAUAUAUGCCUGUUCAUCUGGCCAUGCUGGCAGGGCAGAGUUACUACCCUGGAUGGCGUCAGGGGACACUGCCACCAUGGCUGCUCCCAUGGCUACUGCUGGCCCUGACCCUGCUGCUCAGCUCUGAGCCGCCCUUCCUGCAGCUCCUCUGUGGCCUUCUUGCUGGCCUAGCCUACGCUGCUGGGGCCUUCCGGUGGCUGGAGCUCUCCGAGCGGAGAUUGCAGGUGUUACAGGACAGUGUCCUUUGCAGGACUCUGGCCCAGUGGUGGCCACUGAGGCUCUUUCCCACCCCAGGCAAUCUGACUGAACUGCCUGUCACUUAUCCUGCUGUAGUGAGGCCUGCUACCCCUGGACCUCCUUACCUUGCCUCCCCAAGCUCCUGGUCUCACAGUGAUGGUUCUGCCCAGCUUCCACUAGGCGUGGGACCCGUGCAGCCGGCAUGGAAGGACUCCGAGAGGAGCCUGAAGUGGGCUGCGUCCAGCUUUGCCCCAGGAACCCCGAUGUGGGCAGCCCUAGAUGAGCAAAUGCUACAGGAAGGGAUCCAGGCUUCACUUCUUGAUGCGUCAGCUCAGGGUUCUCAGAGCUUGACAUGGUUGCCCAAGUCCUCUGGGUCUUCUCUACGGCUGCAGCAGCUAGAGCACAUGGGAUUCCCCACUGAGCAGGCCGCAGUGGCCUUGGCAGCUACAGGGCGUGUGGAGGGUGCGGUGUCACUGCUGGUUGAAGGGCUGGUAGAAACUGAGGCCGUAGCAAUCGAGGGGAGGAGUGGUCCUGCCCACUGCAAGGGCACUGGACCCUCAUAAUCUAGGAAAAGAGCAGAAUCUUUGGCCUGACCUGAGUCCUUGCCCAGUCUGCUGAGGGCAUCCCUGAGGGCAGGAGUGGGUCCCAGCAUGUUCUAAUACUUUCUGAGAAUAAAAGCUGAUGUUUCCAACCUGGC
This is a messenger RNA of Alexandromys fortis (reed vole), 2447 nucleotides long. RefSeq names its product rhomboid domain containing 3 (gene Rhbdd3). Gene Ontology annotation, cellular component: membrane. The record is from RefSeq and is a predicted model, not a curated record. NCBI's taxonomy places the organism in Eukaryota, Metazoa, Chordata, Mammalia, Rodentia, Cricetidae. The coding region runs from base 1156 to 2313 and encodes 385 amino acids. The transcript has 6 exons. Gene Ontology annotation, molecular function: protein binding; serine-type endopeptidase activity.